AUGCCUCAACUCAACCCUGCACCAUGAUUCUCAAUCAUAGUCAUAACCUGACUAACCCUCGCACUCCUAAUCCAGCCAAAACUGCUAACCUUCACCACAACAAAUCCCCCAUCAAAAAAACCAUCACUCAUCACCAAACCCACACCAUGAGCCUGACCAUGAACCUAA
Molecule: messenger RNA, 168 nt
Organism: Anas platyrhynchos (mallard)
Lineage: Eukaryota; Metazoa; Chordata; Aves; Anseriformes; Anatidae
Source: the annotation of a RefSeq genome assembly